UUAAUUUUCAAUUCAAAGUUUAUCUUGUUAUUCACCCAUGGUCUUAUAUGAUAUUAACAAAUGAAGCAUGCUCAUUCUUCUCUACGAGUAUACGUAAAUGUACACCUGUACAUUCAAAUUUUGAUUUGAAAGUAUGGAAUGAUAGAUGAUUAAUUGUGAAGCUAAUAAAAAAUAUUAUCUUCAUAGGAAAUAAAAAAUAUCCAAACCAGUGGAGCUCAACAAACUCAAAACAAAUGUCUAAGUAGAUGUUGUUCAAAGAAUUGCAUGUCUAGCUACAAGCAGGGAAAGAAUGUUGUAAAGAUUCUACGAAAUGCACAAGAAUUACAAGAUGAGGGGGAAAAGUUGUUUGGCAAGGAUAUUAAAAUUACACAAAAGCAUCGAAUGAGGCCAAUUGAGUUGCCUUUAGAAGAGACGGUGGGCCUAGACUUGAUGUUUGAGAAGGUAUGGAAAAGUAUUGACGACAAAAAUGUUGGGGUCAUUGGUUUGCAUGGGAUGGGCGGGGUAGGUAAGACUACCUUGUUAAAGAAAAUUAAUAAUAAAUUUGGAAAGGAAUCACAGAUUUUUAUGUUAUGUGGAUGGUGGUAUCUAAAAGAUGUGUGUGUGAAAAUGCAUUCAGAAAGAAAAUUUGAAGUUAAAAUUCUAACAGAAAAAGAAGCGCUAGAGUUAUUUCAUAUGAAAGUUGGUGUGGAAACUCUGAACUCUAACCCUAGCAUUCCGAGGCUAGUGAUGGAGAUGGCUAGAGAAUGCAAAGAGCUACCACUUGCACUAGCUGUGGUAGGAAGUGCCAUGGCUGGGGUGGAGAGUGUGGAAGCUUGGGAACACUCAAAGAAUAACUUAAGGAGUUCUUCAUAUACAGCAUCAGGUUUGGAGACGAAAGUGUUUUCCAUCCUCAAGUUUGGCUAUGAUCAAUUACCAGAUGAAACACACAAAAAUUGUUUCUUAUAUUGUGCAUUGUACCCGGAGGAUUAUGAGAUUAUGGUGUACGAUUUCAUUGAUAAAUGGAUAAGGGAGGGAUUUCUUUAUACGGAUAGCCCAAGAAAUGUACGAGAAAUGUGUGGCUAUGGUGGAUCUAUAAUUGAGAAGUUGAAGCUUUCAUGCUUGUUGGAAAGUGUUGAAGAUGAAAUCUUUUUGGAGUGUACAAUUAAAAUGCAUGAUGUCAUUCAUGACAUGGCAUUAUGGAUAGCAUGUGAUCAAGAUGGAAGCAAAAUGAAGGUUAUGGUACAAGAAGAUGCAUGGGCAUUAUCUCAAGCUAAUGCUGAAAAAGGGGAAAUGGUUGAAAGGAUAUUAAUCAUGAAAGAUAUUGGAUCACAAAUACCAAUCAUGGCUUGGCGGAAUCUCAUGACAUUAUGUUUGAAUGUUGAAUAUAAUCAUGGUGCAAUAACUGGAUUACAAAAUAUCCAACACUCAAGUAGAUUAAAAGUCUUGGAACUAAGAGGAGUGCCAAAUGUACCUGCAGAAAUUGGUGGCUUAAUUCAUUUGGAAUACUUGUCAUUACAGGUAGUAGAAUUACAAAAAGUAUCAUAAUUCUCAAG
Molecule: messenger RNA, 1532 nt
Organism: Prosopis cineraria
Lineage: Eukaryota; Viridiplantae; Streptophyta; Magnoliopsida; Fabales; Fabaceae
Product: probable disease resistance protein At5g63020
Exons: 2
Coding region: 265-1524 (419 amino acids)
Molecular function (GO): ADP binding
Source: RefSeq, a predicted model, not a curated record